Messenger RNA from Dioscorea cayenensis subsp. rotundata (Guinea yam), 1364 nucleotides. Its product is annotated as sodium/hydrogen exchanger 4-like. The record is from RefSeq and is a predicted model, not a curated record. Gene Ontology annotation, biological process: proton transmembrane transport. Gene Ontology annotation, cellular component: membrane. Gene Ontology annotation, molecular function: sodium:proton antiporter activity. Lineage: Eukaryota; Viridiplantae; Streptophyta; Magnoliopsida; Dioscoreales; Dioscoreaceae. The coding region runs from base 120 to 1364 and encodes 414 amino acids. The transcript is spliced from 13 exons.
GAAGAAGGAGUUUUUCCGUAAUUUUUUCACCAUCAUGCUUUUUGGAGUAAUUGGUGUGUUUAUUUCAUUCGCCAUUAUAUCAGCAGGCACAUGGUGGCUUUUUCCAAAGAUUGGUUUUCAUGGGCUUGGUAUUGAGGAUUAUCUUGUUAGCUCUAGGAACAAUUUUCUCUUCGACAGACACAAUCUGUACACUGCAGGUCUUGCAUCAGGAUGAGACUCCUCUUCUAUACAGUCUGGUGUUUGGGGAAGGAGUUGUAAAUGAUGCUACGUCUGUGGUUCUUUUUAAUGCUAUCCAAAAAAUUGAUGCUUCACACAUGGACUCUCACAAAGCACUCUCUGUACUCAAAGAUUUCCUCUACUUAUUUUCAACUAGUACUAUGCUUGGGGUUGCUGCUGGACUUUUGACUGCUUAUGCACUUAGAGCCCUAUAUUUUGGUAGGCACUCGACUGAUCGUGAAAUAGCUUUAAUGGUCUUGAUGGCAUAUCUCUCUUACAUGUUGGCAGAGAUAUUGCAGUUGAGUGGCAUCCUCACUGUCUUCUUUUGUGGCAUUGUAAUGUCGCAUUAUGCAUGGUACAAUGUGACUGAAAAGUCAAGAAUCACAACGAGGCAUACAUUUGCUACAUUAUCAUUCAUCGCAGAAACAUUCAUCUUUCUAUAUGUGGGAAUGGAUGCUCUUGAUAUAGAGAAAUGGAAAAUGACAAAGACCAACACACAGACAUCCUUUGGCAUUUACAGUUCCGUGAUGCUCCUAACAUUGCUUGGACGAGCUGCAUUCGUGUUCCCCCUGUCUGCUCUAUCCAACUACAUGAGCUCAGAUGCUGGAAAGUCAUUAAUCACAAUCAAACACCAGAUUGUAAUCUGGUGGGCAGGGCUGAUGAGAGGAGCUGUUUCUAUUGCCUUAGCAUUCAAGCAGUUCACAUCCUCUGGUGUUGCAUGGAAUCCAGUUACUGCAACAAUGAUCACCAGCACUGUUGUUGUUGUCCUUUUCAGCACUUUGGUGUUUGGAAUCCUAACAAAGCCACUUAUAGAUCACCUUCUACCUCCUCAUGCACAAGAACAUCAAAACAACAAGCAUGAGAUGAACAACAGCCCCAGAGAAGAAUUAAACCUUCCAUUGCUAUCAAGAGAUGAUAGCUGGCCAACAGAUGCAGGGAGGAGGCUGUACAGUUCCAGUAGAAUUCCCCCAAACAUUGGCACACCAGCUAGGCUCCGGUUUCUUCUUGCCGAUGUACUCCAAGUUUAUAUUAGCCAGCUCCACAUCACUGCAUGGAUAAUCUUUACUGCAAGUCAGCUUAAUCGCCACUUCGUUACGGUAUGUUCCAUGAAUGUUCCUGAACUUCACACAGCUUAUUUUCACCUUUGA